This is a messenger RNA of Amoebophrya sp. A120, 1615 nucleotides long. NCBI's taxonomy places the organism in Eukaryota, Dinophyceae, Syndiniales, Amoebophryaceae. The record is from the annotation of a GenBank genome assembly.
AUGCCUGUAGCCGAGCCCGGAACAUUGCGCUCCGUGUGUUUUGGCAUGUUGCUGGCCCCCGGGCUUCACCCGGCGCGGAUGGCGGAACUGUCCUGCAUUUUUUGCCCGCAGUGCGCUUGUGCCGCCCGUAAAAAUCCGACGGGGGAGUGCUCGAGGCGGGCUGGAAACGUGAUCGAUUCUGCUGCUCAUGCCGAGCAUGUGGCCGCGCCAUUUUUUGGCUCCUCCGGAAGCGCCAAAAAAGCCUUUUGCGCAAACGAUUUUAAAAACGUUUUUUGCGCUUUUUGUUCAAAAAAUUCGAAAAACGAAAAUGCGCGUUUUGUAUUUUGUUAGAGCAUACGAAACUUACUUUGUAAAAAUUCGAUCGACACGAGCCACGAUAUUAGUCAAGAAGAGAUGCUUGACCGGUAUGUCGUUUAUAUUAUUGCCUGUCGAUGCAAAAUGAUAUACGGUAGCUCGGUUGUGGAAGUAGGGUGCUUGUCCUACACUGCAGCUCUGCUCCUAGGAGAAUGAUGCCCCAAUAAAUUUGCCUACUCAGAACAACAGCAGCUACGGCAGCAUAACUUUUACGCAGCUCAUAUCGAUUGGGUUUUCCAAUUCGAAAGAAACAGCCCGAAAAUAAAUUGUAGGGAGCAGAUCAACAGAAGCGAUUGAGUAGUGUCUCGAUGAUGUUGGCAGCUCCUAUUGAUGGCAUCGACCGACAGCAACGUCCGCUAGUUCAACAGCAAGCAAAGACAGGAGAUGACAGGCGUGCUAUCGAAAUUUUUUUUCACACUUAUAUGAUAUGGCAACUACCACAACUGCGAUGGCGCAAGCACAUUAUGUAAAAAAUUGCGUCAUCAAUGUAGAUAUUGCAAUUGCAUGCCAAUUAAGCAUCAUCAAGUUGUCUCGUCUUGUGCCCGCUGUGGUCGCUUCAUCAGAAAAUUUCUGAGGCCCGGCAGAGCUCAUCAAGAUGAGGACGAAAUAAACUGGAAUAAUUAGUACGAAGUCUAGGUCUAUUUAUAUGAUUAAUGUUGCUCCGUUGCAAUUCAAUAUCACCUACCCGUUUCCGGUAUUAGUGGUCUCCAUUCUACCGAGGUAGCUCAUUAGUAAACAACAACACACUUCUAAAACAGGAACGGCAAGGAAUACUGUAUGCUUAAUGUUUCCAAAGCCGCACAACUAUAUAUUUAGCGGCCAUAGUCGAAAUUCAAACUCAUGAAAUAGGAUCAAUUUUAUGUGAUGGAAGUCAACAGCAUGAUAGCUGCUCGGUUUCGAGCAGAUGCUAAACAUGAAAUUAUCACCCUCAAAUUUGUGCAGUAUACCUCCAUGAUGACCUCAACCUCAAUGACCUAAUUAAAGCAACCUCUACCCGAUGACGCAUCAAGAUGUUCUUGUGUGGUUUUUUUGCUUAGUCAAAAUUUGAUGACCGCUAAAAAACCUCUACUCACAUCUACCCUUCUUGUCAGGAGCCUCAUGGACCGCUGGAGUUCCGUGCUCUCCAAUGUUGAUAUAAACGAAAUUCGAAUUAUAUUCCAGCCUUCUGAAGAUGCAGUUGCAUUGCUACCCCCGGUGCUUCAGGCCCCUGCAAUUGGAUGAACGAAAAAAAUCAUUUUCACAUACUUUCGGGCACUACGGC